Molecule: messenger RNA, 615 nt
Organism: Thecamonas trahens ATCC 50062
Lineage: Eukaryota; Apusomonadida; Apusomonadidae
Product: myosin regulatory light chain 2
Exons: 3
Coding region: 31-564 (177 amino acids)
Cellular component (GO): myosin II complex; cytoplasm
Molecular function (GO): calcium ion binding; myosin heavy chain binding
Source: RefSeq, a predicted model, not a curated record
ACUUGACCACGAAAACACCGCACAGAGACCAUGUCGGGACGGAAGAAGCGCCGUGCGUCUUUCGGCAUCACCAACGACGACACUAUGUCGAUGAGCAACAUCCAAGAGUACAAGUCGCUGUUCAAGGCGCUUGAUGAGGACAACGACGGCUUUGUGACGCAGGCGGACGUGAAGAACGCGUGCUCGACGUUUGGAUGCCGCAAGGGCUCGUCGGAGCUGGCCGAGAUGUGGGACGAGGCAUCGAACGGCGCGUCCAAGAUCGACUUUAACAAGUUUGUGACGAUGAUCGACUCGCGGAUGGCGGGCUUUGUCAACAAGGACUCGCUCUUUGCGGCGCUCGCCACGCUCGACCGCAACCAGGGCCGGGAGGAGCUUGUGGGUGGCGGACCUGGCCCUCGGCCGGAGACCGGCAAGCUCGAUGCCGACGCGCUCGAGAUGCUUCUGCUCAAGGCCGGACUCAAGCUCUCGUCGUCCGAGGUUGACGAGUUCUUCUCGUCGAUCUCCGUCGACUCGGCCGGCUUUAUCGACAUCAAUGACGUCGUCACGCUCCUUCUCGAGUCGUAGGCCAGGGGAGCAUCGCUCUUUCUCUCGAAUAACACACGUCCUCUACUCGUG